Molecule: messenger RNA, 552 nt
Organism: Prunus avium (sweet cherry)
Lineage: Eukaryota; Viridiplantae; Streptophyta; Magnoliopsida; Rosales; Rosaceae
Product: senescence-specific cysteine protease SAG39-like
Biological process (GO): proteolysis
Molecular function (GO): cysteine-type peptidase activity
Source: RefSeq, a predicted model, not a curated record
AUGGAGUUCAUUAAGCAGCUGUGGAGAUGUGUUUGUUUGGUCUUGAUCCUUAUGUUGGGGACUUGGUCUAGUGAAGCCACUUCUCGUAACCUCCAAGAUGCAUCAAUGUACGAAAGAUACGAACAAUGGAUGGUUCGUUAUGGACGCGAAUACAAUGAUGUUAAUGAGAAGCAGAAGCGUUUUGAGAUAUUCAAGAAGAAUGUGGCAUACAUUGAAUCCUCUAAUAGCGAUGUAAACAAAUCUUACAAAUUAAGUGUUAAUCAAUUUGCAGACCAAACGAAUGAAGAAGUGAAAGCCUCAAGAAAUGGAUUCAAAGGGCGUGAGUACUCCACAAAGACUACUUCUUUCAAAUAUGAAAAUGUGACAGUAGUACCAGCUACCAUGGAUUGGAGAAGCAAAGGAGCUGUAACUCCCAUGAAAGACCAAGGCCAAUGUGGAAGCUGUUGGGCUUUUGCAGCAGUGGCAGCUGUUGAAGGAAUUACACAGCUUGGAACUGGUAAAUUAAUCUCUUUAUCAGAACAAGAGGUGGUUGAUUGUGACACCGAAGACCUU